GACUUCCUGAUUGUCGAAGCGCGCGAUGAGCUAGGUGGAAGGACACAGAAUUAUGCUAUUGGCGUCCCUGGAAAGCAGUACAACAUCGAAGCCGGUCCUAAUUGGAUCCAGGGAACGCAAACUGGCAGUGGGUCAGUUAGUCCCACUCUGAUAUUCACUCGAAAGCACCACAUCAAGAACCAGUAUAAUAACCUU
This is a messenger RNA of Suillus fuscotomentosus, 195 nucleotides long. RefSeq lists its product as uncharacterized. The transcript has a single exon. The annotation marks the transcript as partial. Lineage: Eukaryota; Fungi; Basidiomycota; Agaricomycetes; Boletales; Suillaceae. The record is from RefSeq and is a predicted model, not a curated record. Gene Ontology annotation, molecular function: oxidoreductase activity.